Messenger RNA from Micromonas pusilla CCMP1545, 717 nucleotides. RefSeq lists its product as uncharacterized. The annotation marks the transcript as partial. The record is from RefSeq and is a predicted model, not a curated record. NCBI's taxonomy places the organism in Eukaryota, Viridiplantae, Chlorophyta, Mamiellophyceae, Mamiellales, Mamiellaceae. The transcript has 2 exons.
GUAAACAAAGUGGAAGCGUGGGUGAAGAGAGAGAUGUCCAGGAACGACCCGUCGCACGACUGGUGGCACGUCCACAGGGUCAGGGUGUUGGCGUUGACGCUCGCGAGAGAGGAAGGGGUCACCGAGGACGUCGCGUUGGAGAUCGUCGAAGUCGCCGCGUUGCUUCACGACGUGAGGGACUACAAGUACAGCGGGUCCGAAAACGCCGGCGCCCUGGCCGUUAGAUCGUGGCUUCAAGCGAACUCGAUGCGAUACUCGCUGUGGGAGGACGUGAACUGGUACGUCGACGCGAUCGUGCUGAUCGAGAAGCACGGCGCGUACGCCAGAAGCGCGAGCCUGCGCGUGUUGUGCGGCUGCGUGCAAGACGCGGACCGGUUAGACGCGAUGGGCGCGAUCGGCAUCGCUCGGACGUUUUCCUACGGCGGCGCGCGCGGGUCGCCGAUGCACGACCCGGGGAUUUCGCCGCGCGAGGGCGACGACCUGACGCGCGAGAGGUACGUCGCGGACGCCGCGCACGGCGGCCAGGGGGGCUCUUCGAAAGGGUUUAAAGCCGGGGCGGGAGCUGGCGCGCGCGUCAACACGACGAUCAAUCACUUCCACGAGAAGCUCUUGAAGCUCGCGGGGAUGAUGAAGACGGCGAGCGGGUACCGAAGGGCGAUGGUGCGGCACGACACGAUGACGCGGUUCCUGGAGGAUUUCGAGUUCGAGUGGAACGGU